UUCAGGUCAAAAUGAAUGUCAAAAUGGUGGCAAAUGUUUUCAAGAUACUCCACAUUGUCCGACAAGAUCAAUAUGCCUUUGCCCUUCAUGUUUUUUUGGAGCACAGUGUCAAUUUAGUACAAGUGGAUUUGGUUUAUCCCUCGAUGCUAUUUUAGGUUAUCAUAUUAUACCAAAUAUUAGUAUAAAAUAUCAACCAAUUAUUGUAAUAAUAAGUUUAACAUUAACUAUUGUAUUUAUUAUAGCUGGUUUUAUUAAUGGUAUUCUUGCUAUGAUAACAUUUAAAAAUAAAAUGGUACGUGAUGUUGGUAGUGGUCUAUAUUUAUUUAGUUUAUCAAUAACAACUUUAUUUAUAAUAAUUUUAUUUGGAUUAAAAUGUUGA
Adineta steineri is the source of this 379-nucleotide messenger RNA. NCBI's taxonomy places the organism in Eukaryota, Metazoa, Rotifera, Eurotatoria, Adinetida, Adinetidae. The record is from the annotation of a GenBank genome assembly.